UUGGUUGUAGUGAAAGCUGUUUGAUUGAGCUCAGAGUUAUUUUUGUAAACUCUGACAACAACUGGUUAUGGUUUGUUAUGAUCUACAAUAUGUUGCAUGAUCUUUUGCUUUGAGAAGAGUUUUUUCAUCAACUUCUUUUUUACAUUUUAUUUAUCUUGAUAUUUUGACGAAUAUGCCUUUACAGAAUGCUUCAAUCAAAGUUACAGAAUUUAUUAUAGGUGGUUUUGACACAACCAAAAGGCCUAUGGUAGUUGGUGUGGUUAUAUUGAUUACCUAUGUUCUAGCUGUUCUAGCCAAUAUAGUAAAUAUCCUCUUCAUUAUUUAUGACAAGAGAUUACACAAACCAAUGUAUCUUCUAAUUUGCAACCUUGCUGUUGUUGAUAUACUCUACACCUCCAGUGCCAGUCCCACAAUGAUUGGGGUUCUACUUGCUGGUGUUAAUACUAUAUCCUAUGUGCAGUGCUUAAUUCAAAUGUUUGCUUUCCACUUGGGAGGGGUGAUGGGGAUGUUUGCUUUAACGGUUAUGGCAUUUGAUCGAUUGAUUGCUAUUAGCUAUCCUUUUCAGUACCAUAGUUAUUUAACAAAUGUGCGCACUCUUGUCCUUACAUAUAUCCUGUGGAUUGUUGCCUGUGGUUUUGUGGCUGUAACGCCUGCAACUGUGCUUCCUCUCCCUCACUGCUACUCAAAGCUGAUGUACACUUUCUGUGACUAUGCUGCCGUAAUACGAACUACUUGUGUUGACCCUAAUUACUAUUUCAAUCUGACUACCAUCACAACAUUCUGUUUUUUAUUUUUCACUUUCACUUUUAUUUGCCUGUCAUACAUAUGUAUGAUAUUUUUUGUGAAAUUAUCCUCAAAUGAUGACAAAAGAAAAAUGGGCAGCACUUGUUUGAGUCACUUGAUCGUGGUAACGUGUUACUACUGUCCAUUAUUUAUCCGCAUUGUCUUGACCAGGUUAGGUGUGGUAUUAACUCUUGAGGCGCGCCAUGGCUUAAUGAUCGGAGCCAUCCUUGGUCCAUCUCUUGUAAAUCCUUUUGUGUACUGUCUUAGGACAAAAGAAAUGAAAUAUAAGAUCUUUAAGAUAUUCAAACAAGUUUAGACAUUUCAGUAGAUUCUUGUGAACUGUGAAUUUAUUUUAUGGAAAACGUUGCAUCCUUUUCUGGUGUAAGUAUUAGGCUAAAAUUAUGGAAUAUAUCCAUCCAAGCAUUUUCUAAACUCCUCUUCACUUUUGUUUUACAAUCUACAUUUUGUCACCAUAAUUGUGAAUUUCAUCAUUAUAAUUGUAAAUUGUCAUAUAUGAUUUUCUGUGAAGCUAUUCAUUACACACAACAUCUAGUGCAUGUCUGUCCGUCCUGGGAAAGGGAUCCCUUCUCUGUUGGUCAUCCUGAGGUUUCUUCCAUUUUUUUCCCCUGUUACAAGUGUUUUUUGGGGGUGUUUUUCUCGAGGGUCUAAGGACAGAGGUUGUUUAUAUGCUCUACAGAUUGUAACACCCCUUGAGACAAAUUUUGAUUUGUGAUAUUGGGCUGUAUAAAUAAAAUUGACUUUACAACA
This is a messenger RNA of Siniperca chuatsi (mandarin fish), 1551 nucleotides long. RefSeq names its product olfactory receptor 4D1-like. The record is from RefSeq and is a predicted model, not a curated record. The transcript has a single exon. Lineage: Eukaryota; Metazoa; Chordata; Actinopteri; Centrarchiformes; Sinipercidae. Bases 173 to 1099 code for a protein of 308 amino acids. Gene Ontology annotation, cellular component: membrane. Gene Ontology annotation, biological process: G protein-coupled receptor signaling pathway. Gene Ontology annotation, molecular function: G protein-coupled receptor activity; olfactory receptor activity.